CCGGUACAACACCCUGACUGGGGAGUAUGGGCUGUUCCCACGCGACACGACUUUGCAAGGAUAUAAACGCGAGCCUCCACUUAGUCAGGGCAGCACCCCAACCUCAUAUUCCUUGUCCCCGAAACCCUCGCUGCAUUCCCUCUUGCACUUCCUGCGCUGGUCAUGUCUUGGGUGAUUAAGACCGCUGAACGUGUGGUACAGGAUACCGCGAACGUCGCGACAACAUCUGGCAUGCCAUGCGCUGGUAUCGCUCAGUCGCUCGGUCACAAGCAAGUUAUUCCGACCCUCAGACGCGUAGAUGAUGCAGUGUCAAGGAGCCGAAACGAGCUUCGGCGGGACGUUCUACCUGUUCAACGGAAGGCAGAACUUCAGAUUCCUGUGGAUGAGUGAGUUCAUCGACUACCUUCUUGAGCAUUCUCACGACUUUCGCCGCUAGUAUUGCAAACAGCAGCAUUGGAUUAUGGAAUGCCUAUCAGAAAGGCGGCUGGUUUACACGUUUGAAGCUCAUUCCUAGCGCAUCCGCCCUGGAGCGGGACGCGACUGAUCUAUAUUAUGAUAUCAAGCGUACAUCUGACCUACAUGCAGCACAUCAACAUGGGGCCUUCACUGAUCCUGCGCUGCAUGCACAGUCACUACUGGAGCUGGAGGGAUGGGUCGGGGUGCACGUCGCUGGAAAUGAUCAGAACCCGCCGGUUUCUGAGCAAGAGCCUGAGCAUGUGCCCAUUGCCGAUCAUGACGAAGACGUCUCUCUUCCUGCAAUGCCAGCAGAAGCCAUUCCAUUGCAAGUGUUCCCCAAGGCUCAAGACGAGACUGUUGCUCCCGCGUAACGACCUCCUACUGGCGACGGCCGGUGAUUGAUGAUCUAUGGCGCAGUCUGCACAGACGCUUGUGCUCGCCACCCGACCCCCGUCAAGGGCUGCUGCUGUAGCCCCAUCGUAUUCCUUGCGGGUAUGAUUACCUACGGACUUGUUAUUGCCUCGGAAUGUAUUAGCCAAUUGCCUUGGAAUGUAUUAGCCAAAUCCGAUUAGGUAUUUCC
Molecule: messenger RNA, 1036 nt
Organism: Dichomitus squalens LYAD-421 SS1
Lineage: Eukaryota; Fungi; Basidiomycota; Agaricomycetes; Polyporales; Polyporaceae
Exons: 4
Coding region: 553-858 (101 amino acids)
Source: RefSeq, a predicted model, not a curated record